Messenger RNA from Lolium rigidum, 1060 nucleotides. RefSeq lists its product as uncharacterized. NCBI's taxonomy places the organism in Eukaryota, Viridiplantae, Streptophyta, Magnoliopsida, Poales, Poaceae. The transcript is spliced from 4 exons. The coding region runs from base 1 to 900 and encodes 299 amino acids. The record is from RefSeq and is a predicted model, not a curated record.
AUGGCUAGGAACUGCGGUCCAUCUUCCUCCUCCAACCCGGCCGGUGGAGGUCGGCAGCCAUCAGGGGAGCAGCUACGCACGCCCACGACGCGGAUGGCCGGCUGCUGCCAUCCUCCUCCCACCGAGAUCCACCACUCCAUCGCGCCCCUCGCCAUGAUCCAGAUUACAGGUAGUAUUAAGUCCGAAUGCAACCGUGGCUGCCACCUGCCCCGCGCCUCCCAGGGCUCCGCCGCGCCAGCAAGAGGCCACAAGCCCCCUUCUCUGUUGAGGAGAGUAGAGCUGGUGGAAGGCGGAGGCGAUGGCUGCGGGAAGGGGACGGGGGAUGUGGAGGUUCGUCCUCAAGCGGACGGCAUGAAGGAAGUAUCUCUGCUCCACAGCCGUCACUGCCAUGUUCUCGAGAUCCGUUUGUCCAGCACGAGCAGCCAUGUACUCCUGCAACGCCACCUCUCCCCUCCCAAAUCUCUUGGAUUUCUUUCCCGUUUUGAUGGGAUACGAUGCGGCCAGUCGCGGACCGUUCGCCUGCAUCGGCCAGGGCGCUCGCAUGCGUCGAGCAGCCAACCUUCCGCUAUGAAGUUGCUCUGCUCCUGGUCUUUCCCUGCUCUUCGCGAUAUGCUUGAUUUGGCCGCCGCCGCCCCACUUCGUCCGGAUACGGCACCACAGCGCCGGCCCCGCAACUGGGAAUGGAAGGGCGUCGGCCGAUGCCGAUCUAUGGUGGUGUGGCCCUGUGCUGUCCCAGGUGCAGGAAUCGCCGGCUGCAAGCACAGCGUGACCUCCACCCUGAUGAGUGAUGAUUCUGCCAUUAAAAAGAGCUGGUUACAUUGGUCAGACGGGCUGAUCCAUUUUCCAAAGCGCAUGCUCAUUGGUUUUGUAUACCUGAUCAAUUUGCUCCCUGAUCAGUGAUAUGUAUGACCUAUAAAAGCUUAUAAAAAGCCAGCUACAUAUGCCAGAUUAGCGGAUUGGUACCAACCUGGGAAUGUGGAGUACAAAACUCACGAUGCUUUAUAAGUACUUCAUCAGAUAUUGGUCUAUACAAUGGAGAUCUAUACAAUUGAAUUGGUUG